UGUGUGUGUUCUUUUAAAAAACAUUGUAUAUACAAAAACACAAUUUCUAAUAAUUGAGGGUUUAAGUUUUCUCCUUUAGGCUGAAGUUUUAUUAUGUUCCAUUUUAUUCUAUUUUGCUUGGAUAGUAAAUACAGCAAUUAAAAAUUAUGAUGCUAAGUGCUUUUUCUAAUAUAUGCAAGCUGCUUCAACAGGUUUUUAAAGAUAGCAACAGUAAUAUUUCUUGGAUGCUAAUAGGAUUACAGAAAAGGACAGAGCCUCAAGGAAUAGGUUCUCCUAGUGUUUAUCAUGCGGUUAUCGUCAUCUUUUUGGAGUUUUUUGCUUGGGGAUUAUUGACAGCACCCACCUUGGUGGUAUUACAUGAAACCUUCCCUAAACAUACAUUUCUGAUGAAUGGCCUAAUUCAAGGAGUAAAGGGUUUGUUGUCAUUCCUCAGUGCCCCACUUAUUGGUGCUCUUUCUGAUGUUUGGGGCCGAAAAUCCUUCUUGCUGCUAACAGUAUUUUUCACGUGUGCCCCAAUUCCUUUAAUGAAGAUCAGCCCAUGGUGGUACUUUGCUGUUAUCUCUGUUUCUGGGGUUUUUGCAGUGACUUUCUCUGUGGUAUUUGCAUAUGUAGCAGAUAUAACCCAAGAACAUGAAAGAAGUAUGGCUUAUGGACUGGUUUCAGCAACAUUUGCUGCAAGUUUGGUAACCAGCCCUGCAAUUGGCGCUUAUCUUGGGCGAGUGUAUGGGGACAGCUUGGUGGUGGUCCUGGCUACAGCGAUAGCUCUGCUAGAUAUUUGUUUUAUCCUUGUUGCUGUGCCAGAGUCAUUACCUGAGAAGAUGCGGCCCGCGUCAUGGGGAGCGCCCAUUUCCUGGGAACAGGCUGACCCCUUUGCAUCCUUAAAGAAAGUGGGCCAGGACUCCAUAGUGCUGCUGAUCUGCAUUACGGUGUUUCUCUCCUACUUACCGGAGGCAGGCCAAUAUUCCAGCUUUUUUUUAUACCUCAGACAGAUUAUGAAAUUUUCACCAGAAAGUGUUGCAGCAUUUAUAGCAGUCCUUGGCAUUCUUUCCAUUAUUGCACAGACCAUAGUCUUGAGUUUACUUAUGAGGUCAAUUGGAAAUAAGAACACCAUUUUAUUGGGUCUGGGAUUUCAAAUAUUACAGCUGGCAUGGUAUGGCUUCGGUUCAGAACCUUGGAUGAUGUGGGCUGCUGGGGCAGUGGCAGCCAUGUCUAGCAUUACCUUUCCAGCUGUCAGUGCACUUGUCUCACGAACUGCUGAUGCUGAUCAACAAGGUGUCGUUCAAGGGAUGAUAACAGGAAUUAGAGGAUUAUGCAAUGGUCUGGGACCAGCCCUUUAUGGAUUCAUUUUCUACAUAUUCCAUGUGGAACUUAAAGAACUGCCAAUGACAGGAACAGACUUGGGAACAAACACAAGCCCACAGCACCACUUUGAACAGAAUUCCAUCAUCCCUGGCCCCCCCUUCCUCUUUGGAGCCUGUUCAGUACUGCUGGCUCUGCUUGUUGCCUUGUUUAUUCCGGAACAUACCAAUUUAAGCUUAAGGUCCAGCAGUUGGAGAAAGCACUGUGGCAGUCACAGCCAUCCUCAUAGUGCACAAGCGCCAGGAGAGGCCAAAGAACCUUUACUCCAGGACACAAAUGUGUGACAACCGAAAUCAGGAAGACUUUUCUAUCAGCACCCAGGUCUUAGUUUUCACCUAUAGUUCUGGACGUACAUUCCAUUUCCAUCUACAAUGUACUUUAAGAUUGUCUUAAGAAAUGUAUCUGCAUGAACUCCGUGGGAACUAAAGAAAAGAACUGGACAGUUUUCCAAAGAUGUUACAAUUUCUUUUGAAAAGAAACCUUUUUGUUUAUUAGCACCAGUUUCUUGCCAUUAAGCUUUUUGUUUUAUUAUACAUCCUUUAAUUAAAAUUUAAAACUAUAUAUGUAACUUCUUAGAUACUAGCAAUGUCUCUGCUACCAUUUCCUUCAGGUGUUGAGCUUUAACUAUUUAUGCUGACUCGCAGUGAGACAGAAUAGGUAGUAUAGUGUGGAACUGUUCAUUUUAACAUUGUAAAAUCGUGAGUCAGAUUUUAAUAUUGUAAAAUCUUGGGUCAAAUAAUUCAAAGCCUUAAUGCAGAUGCACUAAAGUAAAGAAAUGGUAAAUGAACUGUUUGCAUUUAAAAAACAAAACUCUUAAGAAAACUAUAUUAAAUCUGAAUCAUGUUUCAAGCUUGUUUGUAGUAAUUUUAUUUUAAACAUUAUUCACUACUGUUUUUGAAAUGAGAAAAUAUCAGCCAUUUAGAAUUUAAAUUGGGGCGUUUGGAGCCUGUAAAUCUAAAUGCUGGCUCGCAUUUGUUCCCCAGCUACUUAUACUAUACCACUAUUCUUUUAAUGUUUGCAUAAUCAUAAGAACCUCAACACUUGAAUACAUAAUCUAAAAAUUAUAUAGUAAAGCUGGUAGCCUUGAAAAUGUCAAUGUGAUAUCUAUAUGUAGAUAAAUAUAUAUAGUGGCCUUUCAGGACUGUCACAGUAACACUUUAUUUACAGAGCUAAUGUUUGUCCUAAAUUUUCAGGACCCUAGAAGAGAGCUUUAUACAAUUACUGAUGUGAAUUUCUCUAAAGUGUAUAUUUUUGUGUCCAGUUAUAUUAUUUAAAAAAGUGUUACUUUGUAAAAAAUUGUACAUAAAGUAUUGUAUAGUUUACACUGUUUUCAUCUUAUGUGUGGUUACUGCUUAAUGCUUUUUAAACUUGGAACAUUCACUAUGGUUUAAAUAAGGUCUUAAAAGAAAUGUAAAUAUUCUGUUAA
Molecule: messenger RNA, 2785 nt
Organism: Globicephala melas (long-finned pilot whale)
Lineage: Eukaryota; Metazoa; Chordata; Mammalia; Artiodactyla; Delphinidae
Gene: SLC71A1
Product: major facilitator superfamily domain containing 14A
Biological process (GO): transmembrane transport
Cellular component (GO): membrane
Molecular function (GO): transmembrane transporter activity
Source: RefSeq, a predicted model, not a curated record